Messenger RNA from Choloepus didactylus (southern two-toed sloth), 576 nucleotides. RefSeq names its product interleukin 17F (gene IL17F). Gene Ontology annotation, molecular function: cytokine activity. The transcript is spliced from 3 exons. Lineage: Eukaryota; Metazoa; Chordata; Mammalia; Pilosa; Megalonychidae. The coding region runs from base 1 to 492 and encodes 163 amino acids. Gene Ontology annotation, cellular component: extracellular region. Gene Ontology annotation, biological process: inflammatory response. The record is from RefSeq and is a predicted model, not a curated record.
AUGACAAUGGCCAUCCUGCAUAACACAGCCAUGCUCAAGUCCCUGCUGCUGUUGAUGUUGGAGCUCACCCUCCUGUGGGAUGUGGCAGCUGGGAAAAACCUCAAAACAGGGGACACUGCUCCCCAAAAGCCUGGGACCUGUCCUCCUUUGGAGGACAACAGUGUGAGGGUUGACAUUCGCAUUCUCAAUCAAAACCAGGGGGUUCACAUCUCACAUGACUUCCAGAACCGCUCCAGCUCCCCCUGGGAUUACAACAUCACUCGGGACCCCCACCGGUUCCCCUCGGAAAUUGCAGAGGCCCGGUGCAGGCACAUGGGCUGCAUCAAUGCUCAGGGGCAGGAAGACAGUUCCAUGAACUCUGUACCCAUCCAGCAGGAGUUCCUGGUCCUUCGGAGGGAGCCCCGGGGCUGCUCCAGCUCCUUCCAGCUGGAGAAGGUCAGGGUGACUGUUGGCUGCACCUGCGUCACCCCCAUCAUCCGCCAUGUGGCCUGAGAGCUGCACAUCAACUCAGCUGCAGAGGCUGUAGAAACGUCACUCUUUACCCUGCACUCUGCAAUAAGUCCUGUCUGCUGCCUG